UCCUUUGUCACCCUCUCCUCCCUCCCCUCUCGCGGGCGCAACGGGCGUGUGUUUCCCUCGGUCAAUCCUCUGACCAUGACCUCGUCGCUCCCCGGAACGCGCGACCUGCCCGUGUCGCAGUACGAUCUCAGCACGUAUUGGGGGCGCGUGAGGCAUGCUGCCGAUAUAUCAGAUCCCAGGACACUUCUCACGUCGUCGGACGGCCUCGAGAAUGCGAAGCAACUCGUCACAGCGUACAAGACGGGCAAGAUACCGGACAUGACGCCCGAGCUGUGGAGGGCGAAGAAGAUCAUUGACUCGACGAUCCACCCAGAUACGGGACAGCCCGUCUUCCUGCCGUUCCGCAUGUCGUGCUUUGUGCUGUCGAAUCUGGUCGUGACGGCGGGUAUGCUCACGCCGGGGCUUGGGACGGUAGGGACUCUAGGCUGGCAAGUCACCAACCAGUCGCUCAACGUCGCCAUCAACUUCUCCAACGCGAACAAGUCUACGCCGCUUUCGACAUCGACCAUCAUAAAGUCAUACUGCCUUGCCGUGAGCGCAUCUUGCGGUGUCGCGCUGGGCUUGAAUGCGCUGGUCCCGCGCCUGAAGAGCCUCUCUCCGAAUGCGAAGAUGAUUGCGGGUAGACUUGUCCCCUUUGCGGCCGUAGCCAGCGCCGGUGCGCUGAACGUCUUCCUCAUGCGCGGCGAGGAGAUCCGACACGGCAUCGACGUGUACCCCGUCCUGUCGGAGGCGGAGAAGAAGAAGGUCGAAUCCGGAGAGCUCCAAGUCCAACCCCUGGGCAAGAGCAAGAAAGCAGCGACGCUCGCCGUGGGCGAGACAGCACUCAGCCGCGUCCUCAAUGCCACGCCCAUCAUGGUUCUGCCGCCCCUGAUCCUCGUGCGGCUGCAGAAGACGGAGUGGCUCAAGCAGCGGCCGCGGAUGGUGCUACCCGUCAACCUGGGGCUCAUCCUCACAACGUCCAUCUUUGCGCUGCCGUUGGCAUUGGCGGCGUUCCCGCAGAGGCAGGCAGUCAGUGCCAAGAGCUUGGAGGCCGAGUUUCAUGAGCGAGGGGGGAAGGAUGGGUUGGUGGAAUUUAACCGUGGCAUCUAGACAGAUUCACUGUCCAUGUAUGGUUCUGCUUGAUACCAGCGGGGGAAGCAACAAUACAUAUAGAUAUGCAGAGGGAACACUAGUUCGGAAACAUCACACAGGCAGUCCUCCAGGACGAUGUUUAAAGAAACAUAUCUAAGAUGGAGACAUUCGCCCCCUUGUGUGCCUGUAGCCAACGGGUCUCUACUGUUACUAUGUAACUAUGUAGAUAGAAAUGAAUGCUCCUGAUUGGCCAG
Messenger RNA from Westerdykella ornata, 1325 nucleotides. RefSeq names its product sideroflexin-5. Gene Ontology annotation, biological process: monoatomic ion transport; mitochondrial transmembrane transport. Gene Ontology annotation, molecular function: monoatomic ion transmembrane transporter activity. The record is from RefSeq and is a predicted model, not a curated record. Gene Ontology annotation, cellular component: mitochondrial inner membrane. The transcript has 4 exons. Bases 76 to 1089 code for a protein of 337 amino acids. NCBI's taxonomy places the organism in Eukaryota, Fungi, Ascomycota, Dothideomycetes, Pleosporales, Sporormiaceae.